Molecule: messenger RNA, 410 nt
Organism: Crotalus tigris (Tiger rattlesnake)
Lineage: Eukaryota; Metazoa; Chordata; Lepidosauria; Squamata; Viperidae
Gene: TOMM7
Product: translocase of outer mitochondrial membrane 7
Exons: 3
Coding region: 63-230 (55 amino acids)
Biological process (GO): protein import into mitochondrial matrix
Cellular component (GO): mitochondrial outer membrane translocase complex
Source: RefSeq, a predicted model, not a curated record
CUUUCUGACCCCUGCCAUCGCGCUUCGGCUGCUUUUGAGUUGCUGCCGCCGCCGCCGCCGCCAUGCCGAAGCUGAGCAAGGAAGCUAAGCAGCGAUUGCAGCACCUCUUCAAAGGUGGCCAGUUCGCCAUCCGUUGGGGCUUCAUCCCUGUGGUACUUUAUUUAGGUUUUAAGAGAGGCGCAGAUCCUGGAAUGCCUGAGCCAACUUUUUUGAGUCUACUUUGGGGUUGAAGGAAUUAACCAAUGUAUUUUGAGAGUAUGCCUUUGAAGAUGAAUACAUUCCGAAGACUAGAAGGACAGUUAUGCAAUACUACUGGCCAGCUGUUUAUCUGAUAACAUGUAAAUGACAUUUUUGUCAGUGUAAUGUAUUUGUUAUUUCUAUUGGAAUAAAUAUUUAGAUUUUAAAAAUGA